CCUCGCACCUCGUGCUUGUGUUUCCUGCCUCCUGGCCCAAACCAGCUGGACCAGCUCUCCCAGUGCCCUCCUGCAGCCCCCCCUUCCCACCAGCCAAGUCACAGCAUCCAGGGACCUUCAGGCAAACGGGUGGUGGGUCCUGAUCCUGGAGACCUGAAGGUGGGCUUCUGGGCAGAGAUGGCCCUGCAGAGCCAGAUGUGGUCUCCAGCCACACCCAUGCCCAUGGCCGAGAGCUCCCUCUACCGGCAGCGGCUAGAGGUCAUCGCUGAGAAGCGGCGGCUGCAGGAGGAGAUCCGCGCCGCGCGGCGGGAGCUGGAAGAGGAGAAACUCCGCGUGGAGCGGCUCAAGAGGAAGUCUCUCCGGGAGCGCUGGCUAAUGGACGGGGCAGCUGAGGGGACGGAGCGGCCGAAGGACGCCACCUCGAAAGACCCCCAGUCGCCCGAGGGCCAGGCUCAGGCCCGAAUCCGGAACUUGGAAGAUAGCUUGUUCACACUCCAGUCCCAGCUGCAGCUGCUGCAGAGUGCGUCCACAGGUGCCCAGCACAAGCCCUCAGGGAGGCCCACCUGGCGAAGACAGGGUCACCGACCUCUCUCCCAGCCUACCGUGGAGGCAGGUCCCACAGACCAUGCUGAUCUGAACAAGAGAGCCUCCCUACCAGCUGGACCAGUGGACACAUCUCCAGAGUCCCCCUCGGAAGCCAGAGAUGAGGCUGUCAGGGCUCCGUCAGCCCUCAGGCUGUUCCCUGCCGGGGCCUCCUCAGAAGCCAAUGGCCCCUGCCCUGGACCCAGCCCCCCUCCAGAGCAGGAGCCUAGUCAGGCACUGGCAGCAUCCAAGGGGGGCGUGGACGAGGCCAAAGGGGGUUUGGUGAAAGUGGUAUGGGAGGGGCUGAGGGCCACGGAGGACUGUGCCACGGCGGCCACGGGCCCAGAGCUAGAGGCUAAGGUAGAGGAGAUGGUGCUGGAGGCCAUUGGACACAGGCAGGAAGCUAGCUGCCCAGAGCUCCCAUCCUGGGUGAAGGAGGACAGGGGAAUCGUGGAGGUGGUCUGGGAGGGGGUGGGAGGGCCAGACAGUGGGGACUCAGAGGCCACAGGGGAGCUGGGCAGGGGACGGAAGGCUGUGCAGGCCAGCUCACCGAGGCUUCAGGUGAGACUAGAAGGAGCAGCUCCUGGAGAAGGAGGUGUUCCCAGGGGCAGCCCUGACGGUGAUGGGCCAGGGGGCUCUGGAGGAGAGGAGGGGUCUUUCAUUUGGGUGGAGAGGGUGACCCUCAGCGAGGACUGGGAGGAGCUGGGGGUGGAGGGAUUGGAAGGGCCCAGGAUGUGGGGAAAGGGGGGAGGACCUGAGAGUCCACUGGGGGCAGAGAGGGGGGCAGGGGAGGAAGCCAGGGAGGCAGGGAGCGGCCAAGCAGAGGAACCAGUGGGCAGAGGAAAGAAGUGGAGUGAGGAGAAGGUAGGGACAGAGGAGGAAGGAGCAGACAUGUCUCUGAUGGCGGACAGGGAAGGAAGCAAGGACUCCUUGGAAGCAGAGAGGAGGCGGGGUGAGGACAAGCUGGGGACAGAAAGGGAAGCAGCUGAGGAACUGUUGUCAGUAGCAAGAGAGGCAGUUGAGGGACCUUUGAGGGCAGAGAGGGAAAGAGGCGAGGAGCCACUGCAAGUAGAGCUGAAAAGUGCAGAAGAGCCAGAGGCAGAGAAGGAAGAUGAAGAACCGUUGGGAGUAGAGCAGAAAGGAGAUGAGGAAAAGCUAGAGGUGAUUGAAGAACCAGGGGCGUUAGAAAGAAAGGAAGGCGAGGAGUCACCGAUGGUAGAGAGAACAGGAGGUGAGGCUCCAUUGGAGGCCGAGAAAGGGGGAGGUGAGGCGCCACUGGAGGGUGAGAAAGGAGGAGGUGAGGAGUCACUGACGGUAGAGAGAACAGGAGGUGAGGCGCCAUUGGAGGCUGAGAAAACCGAAGCGGUCAAGGAAGAUCUGAGUCUGGAAGAGCAGAGAGAGUCUGAGGGCGGACAGGAAUGUCAGGCAGAGGAGGGGAGUGAGGCAGGGGCUCCCGUGGGGGCCAAGGAAGAGUCAAGGCCAGAAGAGGAAGAUCCAAAGCCCCAGGAGAAGCAGGAAGGCUCCCUGGAGGAGGGAUCUGUAAGGCCCCAAACCCCUGCUGAGGGCCAGGGCCUCUCGGGGGACGCCACCCCCCUCCUGGCAGAGACCCCAGCCCCAGAGCAGCCUGCCGAGUGCCAGCCACUGCUUCGGGCGCAAGGGCCUCGGGCCAACCCCAGUGCCCGGCCUGUGCCCACCUAUGCACCUGCCCGGCAGCCCGAGCCGUCUGCCCCUCCCGAGGGCGAAGAGGCAAGUGGUCCUAAGCAAAAGACGUGCCAGUGUUGUGCGGUCAUGUGAGCCCAUGCCCUCCACCCCACGUCCGGCUCCUCUCACAGCUACCUCGGCCUCUCGGCAUCCAGCAGCGGGUCCCCAGCGCAGACAGGGCGCCACCGGGCUGGCUGGGCCACCUGGGAGCCAGCUGGCCCACACGUCACCUCCUCCCAGGCUUCUGGACGCUUCCCACUGCCUGUGACCCUGGCCCCCUUAUACGACAAAGCCUUUAUACUUGAAAAUAAAACGUUCAAGCAUCCGGA
Messenger RNA from Lontra canadensis (Northern American river otter), 2612 nucleotides. RefSeq names its product paralemmin 3 (gene PALM3). Gene Ontology annotation, cellular component: membrane. NCBI's taxonomy places the organism in Eukaryota, Metazoa, Chordata, Mammalia, Carnivora, Mustelidae. The record is from RefSeq and is a predicted model, not a curated record. The coding region runs from base 178 to 2376 and encodes 732 amino acids. The transcript has 7 exons. Gene Ontology annotation, biological process: regulation of cell shape; Toll signaling pathway; response to lipopolysaccharide.